UGUACUUUCACAGGCGCACACUUCAGCUUAGCGCAUCCCCGCCGUGAUGGAAAUGAACCCGCCGUCCAGAGAGCAGUGUGAGGGGCGGGACCAGAGCCAAGUGGCCUGCAAGAACCGGUCAGACGGCAGCGAGUGCGGUCCUCUUCAUCCGUGGUAGGUUCACACCGAGCGUCCUCUCCUCAGUCUAAACCAGAGGCAGUUUCAGAAGAUCGCUCAGGACAUCAAAAAAAAUGAUGGCAGUUUCCUGAACAAAUUAAAAAGACUGAAAAACAAAGCGGCUCCAGAGAUACCUGUGAGAGACUACAGCGAUGAAGACAUGAUCGGCGCUGAAGAUCUGACUGAAUCCGAUUAUGAUAAUGACGGUCCACAGCAGGAUGUCAAAUAUGAGCCGCCUCCCGGUCACAAAGUCUUUACCAGAAGUUGUUCUUCAUCCUUUCAGAGGGGGGAAUAUAUUGGCAGCUGCUGUAACGGACCCCAAGUGAAACCCAGAAAUGCCUUCAAGAAUUCCAAUAACUGUUUCGGAUUCAAACGACUGACGCCCGAACAAAACCACGAGGACAACAAUGAAGAGAACUACAUCAAUCCUGACGGCAAAAAUGAUGAUGACAACUACGUGGAACCAGCAGAGAACCUCCCAACUUAUUCUAAGAUGUCGAAUGCAAACAGGAUUUUGAGGGGCGACUCCGUGUUACAUCGAACUUUACCAAAGCGUCAACCCAGCCCAGAUUUUUAUGAAGUUCCAGACAAAGAGGAUAACGUGUUGAUUGUUCCAGUAAACAGAGUUCAUCCAAAGCUAUCACCCUCUAUGGAUCAGCAGGCCACAAAUGACACGGAAUAUGAAGUGUGUGAUCAAGAUGACGUCGAGACCGAAGAACCUGCAGUCCAAGAUCCUGCAGUCCCGCCUCAACCUUUGCAAAGACACAAGUUACUAAAAGCACCCGGAAAGCUGACACGAGACGUGAAGCUGAGGGACUUUGAGCGACAAACUCUGCCAAGAAUGAACACAAGCGGUGAACCUCCGCCUCCAAAAUCUUCAACUCUGGACAUGAAACGACGAAAGAUUCCUCUUCCACACGUUGGCUUUCCCGAGCAAACCGAUUGUGGUGAAAGCGGGGCAACACCCCACGACAAGGACACGGACGUCUACGCUAAGCCGUGGUUCGCUGGGGAAUGCGACCGCAAAACUGCUGACCGACUGCUUUGUCAUGCAAAUAAAGACGGGGCCUUCACAGUGAGGAAGAGUUCCGGACAGGACACGCACCAACCCUACACCUUGGUGGUGUUUUAUAAGGGCAGAGUGUACAACGUUCCCAUUCGGUUUAUACACACCAGUAAGAAGUACGCACUGGGAAAGGAGAAGAAAGGAGAAGAGUAUUUCCACAGCGUCCCUCACAUCAUCGAGACCCACCAGACCAACGCUCUGGUCUUGAUUGACAGCAAGAGCAACACCAAGGAUGCUGCCAGGCUGCGUUUUCCCAUCAAGCCUUAGUUGAACCUCAGCAAAUGUUGGCUUCUCCCAAUUUUUCUUUCAAUAAAACAAAU
Messenger RNA from Doryrhamphus excisus (bluestripe pipefish), 1542 nucleotides. NCBI's taxonomy places the organism in Eukaryota, Metazoa, Chordata, Actinopteri, Syngnathiformes, Syngnathidae. The record is from RefSeq and is a predicted model, not a curated record.